GCGACCGCGUCGCGCCCAAACUCCGCUCUCCGGGGGGCCUGACCCGCUAUGGAGUUCAAUGGCGCUGCUCCACCGGCUUAUACUGAUGCCGCACCGAUAAGUACGAUCGGGCACGCCUUACAGAACGCGAGCAAUGGCGAACCACCCGAACGCCUCGCUCCCGCCGCGCCCCGCGCGCGGACUAAACGAGCCGAGAGGUGCAUCCGACGCGCCGCUGCCGGUCCCUCAAGCAGCCGCCGCAAGUUCCCGAUCGCCCGCGGUCGUGAUGCAAGCCGCGACGUUGCCUCCGGCCGCGCCACCAUCCGCGCCGCCGGCAGCGACACCAGCCGCGCCGCUAGCCGCGCCGCCAGCCGCGCCGCCAGCACAGAUGCCCGUCGCGCUGCCCGCAGCCGUGCCUGCUGCGCCACCAGCCGCGCCGCCGGCCGCGCCGCCGGUCGCGCCGCCGGUCCCGCCCGGCGUCUUCGACUGGAUCUGCGCGAGUUGUGCCAAUAUCAAUUCCUCCGGCCGCGUAGCCUGUAGCAAAUGCCAGCGGCCCGUCUGCGCCGCGUGUCGGCUGGUCACACCGCGCGCCGCGGCCGCGGCCGCGGCCGCGGGCUGCGCGCCGCCCGUGGCCGCGGCCGUGAUCAUCAAGCUGCCCUUCGCGCCGCCGCCCGCGGCGCCCGCGCCGCCACCGGAAGAACCGAAGAAGAAGGAGUACACCGGCCCGAGCAUCGCCGAGAUCCGGGCCGCGUACCAGCGCGAGCAGGCCGCGGCCCUCGGCCCGCCGAAGCACGGCAAGCGGCCGUCGGCCUUCCUGCAGCCGCGCUACAGCACGCGGUCGACGGCGCCGCCGCCGCCGCCGAAGCCCGAGCCCGAGCCGGAGCCGAAGCAGCCCCUCUUCGCGCCGGCGCCGCCGCGGCACGCCCCCCGCGAGCGCGCGCCGCCGACGGCGCGCGGCGGCCGUCCCAAUAAAAGGGACGCCUACGCGGCGCAGCGCGUCGGCCAGUCGGCGGUCACGUUUCUCGGGGAGCGGGAUCUAGCCAGACGGUCGAACGCGCGGUUCCUGCCCGAGCCGCGGCCGCGCGCCUACUGGCACCCCGAGACCAAGGACUCGUGCGAGGUUUGUGGCGGCGCCUACACGGACUGCCUGGAGGACACGAUCGUCUACUGCGACGGCUGCGACCGAGGGUUCCAUCAAAGAUGCUACCACGUGACGGUCAUCCCCGAGGACGACUGGUUUUGUAGGGUGUGUAUUAGGAGGAGAGGCGGCGUGACGCCGCUGACGAUGAUCCCCCAGGCGCCCGCGGUCCCCACGAUCGUCGAGCACGAGGAGAGCGGCGACCCCGAUCUUAUUUUAGAUGCGCUGAAGCACGCCGGCUUAGAUAAAUGUGUGGAUUUCCUCGUGCUGGCUUCAGUACAAUUAAGGUUCGGCUACCCGUCUUUACCUUUAAGGAGUCUCAUCGACUGUUUGCGGACGGACCUGGAGCGCGUCGUGGAGUGGGACAAGGAGGGGCCGUGCGCCUACGAGAAGCUCUGCAAGAAUUAUCUGCGGAACACGGGCAUCCUCCCCAAGAAGGAGCCGCGGUGGUGCACGGCUUUGGCUGAUUGUCUGCGGAUCAUGCAGUGCGUCGAGAUGUCGAGCUGGCUCGUGGAUCAAGAUGAAUUGCAGGCUUGUAGACCGGUAGGCAUGGAGCCGGCAGAAAGUACAGACGAGUUUAGUGUAGGAGACACGGUAGAAGCCCAGUGGAAAGGUAGAGCAGAAUGGUGGGAGGGCACGGUCGAGUCCGUGGGCGAGCUGACGCUGGGCGUGCGGUACGACGACGGGACUGUGGAAGAGGCCGUGCCCAUCGGGUUGUGCCGGCCCGGCGCCGAGCAGCGCACGAAGAACAAGGAGUACAAAGAAAAGAUGGAGGCGGACAUCCGGGAGAAGCUGAACGGGCUGAACGCGCGGCGGCGGGCGAAGAUUCUGCGGGUGCUGGCGGAGGAGACGCUCCAGGGCGGCGUCGUCAAGCAGCGGCUCGAGAAGUACACGGGCCAGUCGCGCGACUGGUACCCGCGCCAGUUCAUCGACGAGACGCUGAUUGGCGUCGACUCGCAGGGGCGCGCGUACCGGUGCAUGGAGGACGACGUCGGCGGCUGCCUGUUAUAUAGGGAAAAGGACCCGACGCGGACGCCGCCGCACGGACCCCACGCCCACGAGCGCGCGCGGAAGCGGCCCAAGGUCGCGGCGCCGUCGCGGAGGGACCAGCGUUCUAAUCCGUCGGCCGAGGCUAUCGCCUGCAGCGCGCGCCAGAUCCACACGAUCGCUAAUGAGCUGAUCGGCGGCCACGACGGCGACGAGCUCUGGCUCGCGAAGUGUUUGCGCGACCUGGCGAAGCACGUGGCCGCGAAGCGCGAGGAGCGCGCGUCGAUCUUGAAGCAGCAGGAGCGGGCCAUCCGGCGGGAGCGCCAAGUCGCGCGGGAUUUGGGCAGUUAUGUCUUACCGGAGAGCGAGUCGCGGACGCGCGGCAAGAAGGUCGAUUACAGUGAUAUGGGGAACGGGUGA
This is a messenger RNA of Pelagomonas calceolata, 2524 nucleotides long. Lineage: Eukaryota; Pelagophyceae; Pelagomonadales; Pelagomonadaceae. The record is from the annotation of a GenBank genome assembly.